UAUACACUUCCGGAGUAUGCACGGAAUGAGAGAAAUUAUCAGCCCCAAUUUGAAAUCAAUAACAAGAGCAGUGGCAUGAAGACCGUCUAUAAGUCAAGCUUCUUUGGCAUUCCAGGAAAAGGUGAAGAUGUGGUGUGGUUAAGCCAUUGUUUUUAUGUAAAUCUGUUGACAGAGGGCGAUGAAGUGGAAGUUUCGUUCAUGAUUACUAGUGGUGGACACAUUAAGGAGUGUGGAGUCCACUUUCUGUACUUUGAAGAAGAGGAAGAAGUAUUCCAAUACGUUAGCAGUAUACAACAUUCAUGGGAUCAAAGUUAUUCUCUAUCCAUGCCUGAGGCAGGGAUGUAUCGAAUGAGGACAUUACUGCAAUUCCCAGAUAAUUGGGACCAAUGAAUCUGGAGGCUUUUUCUCAAAGGACCUAUGAAAUCGAUCGAAUGCAUGAAAUGAGAGAAGUUCAGGUACCUCAAACGUGUAUCCAUUUUUUCCUACAAUUGGACCGCUCCUAUUCCACAAGAGGACUAAUAAGAAGUAAUGGCGAAGACAUGGGGAACACAUACCUUUCUUCACAAAGAGCUAGCUCUGGGACGUCAAUCUUCAG
This is a messenger RNA of Rhododendron vialii, 595 nucleotides long. RefSeq lists its product as uncharacterized. The record is from RefSeq and is a predicted model, not a curated record. Bases 76 to 390 code for a protein of 104 amino acids. Lineage: Eukaryota; Viridiplantae; Streptophyta; Magnoliopsida; Ericales; Ericaceae. The transcript is spliced from 2 exons.